UUAAUUCCUCUCGUGUUCCCCGUGUGAGACCUUAUAUUAUUAUCCCCAUAAUAACCAGUUCUGUUCUCCCCCACAUCCAAUGGCAGCUCUUUAAACUCGAAACUGCUGCAAUUUUUCAACCAAAAUUGAACACGUGCGAGAAACAGCCUCAGCCACGAAUCGUGUAAUCACGCGCCGUAAGAUACACGUUUGGAAUGUUUUAACCAAAUUUGGUCUUGAACAAGUGUCUUGACACCCUGAGGUAAGGUAAGUAAAUAAGCUCUAGUGAAAGCCAUACUGUGAUACCCACCAAUAGCAUCAGCCACCACAAAUACACGUAGCAACAAAAUCUAACGUUCCUCUCACCAUAACGGCAUAACAUCUAUUUUCUUCCUUCCUCCACGCGCCGCCUCACUCCGUCGACGUUCAUGGGUGCAACUGAACCUGUAGUUGAGGAAGAAAAUGGAGAAAAGGAGAGGACGAUAGGAGGAGAAGGAGAAGAGAGAGAUGUGGAAAAAGGUGAAAUGGGCAGUCAACAAAGGGUGCCACCAGAGACAGGCAGUGAGAAUUUUCACGUGUCGAGAAUGCAAAGAUUGAGUGCUACAAAUCCUCUAAGGGUUGUAAUGAAUUCGGGAACUAGAGUUGCUUCUCCAUCUCCUUAUCAAGCUCCGGCACCACCUCCUCAUCGUAAGCACCGUUAUUUUCGGUCUCCUUUUCAGCACCGCCCUUCUCCAGCUCCGGCUCCGCCUCCCGUUGAUUAUCGUCCCUCUCCGGUUAUGGCUCCGCCUCCCGCUGAUUAUCGUCCCUCUCCAGCUCCGGCUCCGCCUCCGGCUGAUUAUCGUCCCUCUCCGGUUAUGGCUCCGCCUCCGGCUGAGUACCGUCCUCCUCCAGCGCCUUCGCAGACUCGCUCCACCCCUGCCAUUACUCCUCAACAACCUUCAGUAAUAACACUGAACUCAAGAUCCUACACGAACAAGUUUUCACUUUUUCUGUUCCUUGUACACAUGAUUGCGGCAAUUGGGCUAGUUUGUUUUCUCGUAUUCAAAGGGGUUCAAGGUCUACUAGAAGCAGGGGAUGUACGAAGAAAAGAAAAGAGGUUAUUAAUGUAUUUUCUACCACAAGUAGAAGCAGCUUCUCUACUUAGCAUAAUACUGGCAUUUGUAUGGCAAAAGGCAUUGCGAUUGUGGCCUACAUUCAUGAUUCAUUUCGUAAUUUGGGGUUCCUUUAUCCUCACAUUAUCAGCUGGAAUACUCUUGAUUUGUUUCCAAAGACCUUCAACUGAUGGUGUUGGAGUUGUGUUUAUCAUGUUUGCAAUUGGCAAUGGAUUGUACUCAUGUUGGGUGACACCAAGAAUUAAGUUUUGUACAAAGAUUUUAAUCAAAUCUCUUGAACCUGUACCGAAAUUCGGCGAUUUGAACAGGCCAACUUAUAUAACACUUUUUGCUGGAUUUUUAUGGAUGUCAUUGUGGAUUUUGGCUGUGAUUGGGGCUAUAAAUUUCUAUUUCCCACCAUUGGUUAUUAUUUUAUUGGUUUUGAGCAUGGCUUGGAUUACUGAGGUGAUGAGGAAUGUGGUGAAUUUGACAGUGAGUAGAGUGAUUGCUCUGUAUUAUCUUAGAGGGAUGCAAUCUAGCACACAGUUUUGUUUCCAAAGGGCAUUGUCUGUGAAUCUUGGAAGUGCUUGCCUUGGUUCUUUGUUUGUUCCUGCAAUUGAAGCUCUAAGGAUUGUGGCUCGUGGGUUGAAUUUGCUUGAGGGUGAAGAUGAGUUCAUGUUUUGUUGUGCUCAUUGUGGAUUGAAAGUCAUGGAUUCUAUCUUCAAGCGUGGCAAUGGCUGGGCAUAUGUUCAGAUUGCAACAUAUGGUAAAAGCUUUGUGAAGGCAUCACAAGACACAUGGGAGUUAUUUCAAAAGAGAGAAAUGGAGACAAUAGUAGAUUCGGACAUGACAAGUGCUAUUUGCUUUCUAACUGGAGUAUGUAGCGGUUCGAUUUGUGUAAUUGUGGUUGGGGCUUGGACUCACACCGUAUACCCCAAUUUCACAGCCACGUUGUCCCUCCUAUCAGCCUACGUUGGUUACCUUCUGACUAGGAUUGCCAUGGCUUUGCCUCAGGCUUGUGUGAGUAGUUACUACGUAUGUUACGCUGAGAAUCCUGAUAGCAGACUGUUCGAUGAGACUAUUCCAGAACGACUAAAUUCUAUGAAGUCUGAUCGUGAUGCUAUUGUCCCAACGCCUAGAUCUGUUCCUGCUCGAUUCGCACGGUAGCACCUCAGUUAUGCAGAUGUACAUAAUUUUUUGUUCAAGAUAACCAUUGUUAGAUCAAUUUAUUAUUAGGACAGACGUGAUGAUGUGAAAUAACCAUCACCAGUAUUUGAUUCUUUUGAAAAAAGAAAUGGGGGGUGCCCACUCAGAUUUCCCAACAAGAACGCCAGGAGGAGGUGUCUUAUGGUCCUGUCUUUUGUAUUAUAAUAAUUUGGGAUAAACUAUUUAGUUAUAUGUUCUCACCACUAUUUUAAUGUCAACAUCUUAGUUAGGUAAACCUAAUGUUAUUUAAUUUAUUAGAUUUUAUUCUUUACGUAUUCAUGUAAAGUUGGAACUAAUUGUUUUCGUUUUUCAUAUUUUAAUCUUCUUAUUUUUUGUUC
Lycium barbarum (goji berry) is the source of this 2614-nucleotide messenger RNA. RefSeq lists its product as uncharacterized. Gene Ontology annotation, biological process: transmembrane transport. The coding region runs from base 408 to 2237 and encodes 609 amino acids. Gene Ontology annotation, cellular component: membrane. Gene Ontology annotation, molecular function: transmembrane transporter activity. NCBI's taxonomy places the organism in Eukaryota, Viridiplantae, Streptophyta, Magnoliopsida, Solanales, Solanaceae. The transcript has 5 exons. The record is from RefSeq and is a predicted model, not a curated record.